Messenger RNA from Paramecium tetraurelia, 372 nucleotides. RefSeq lists its product as uncharacterized. The record is from RefSeq and is a predicted model, not a curated record. NCBI's taxonomy places the organism in Eukaryota, Ciliophora, Oligohymenophorea, Peniculida, Parameciidae. The transcript has a single exon.
AUGGAUAAUCAAUUGGAAAAUAAUAUCUAAAUCAAAAAUAAUCCUUACAAUGAGUGCGACAACGAAAAGUUAAGUAAUUAAUAUGCCGAUGCAUAUAAUAGUAAUAAAGAUAUCCCUAACAACAAUAAAAGUAACCCAGCUUCCUCUUAAACUUACAGAACCACAAAAACAAUUCGGAUAAGAUAGUAUUAGAAGGACAAAUCUUUUAGUAUGAGUCAAUAAAAUUCACAAUAUGGACCUUCGAGUCCUAAAAGAGAUUUUUCAGAGAAGAAUGAAAAACAAAAAACACAAACUAAAUUUUGCAUCAAAACAUCUGACAAUUUCUACCUACACAUAAGAAGGCCAAAAUAGUUCUCUUUAUACUAAAAUUGA